AGGAAAACAAAAAAAUGGCGCCUAUUUCGCUUAAAGAUCCAAACAUACAGGCACUUGCCGAAGAGUUGGUAAAAGAGCUUACCAGUUUUAAGGUAAUAGGUAUCUUUUUUACCACAGUGUAAAAUGAUAUUUCUGAAAGCAAAUCGGUUUCAUUUUUUCCAGAGAUCUUCAAGAAAUUUUACUCUCUCCGUCCAGUUCGUCUUAUCUAACUUUCGGUGAGUUGAAAUUUGAUUUUGCAAUGGUAACAUGUCUCAUUCCUUGAAGCAUUGAUGAGGCACACGUUUGACGAAAAAUGCAGUGAUAAAAAAGAAAAAGGUUUCUUUAGUUCCUGCUAGUUUGUGAUUUUAAACUCAGAUUUCUUGACGUGUCGUGUACUUGUCGAUAGGCGUUUGUUGAUAUAUUGGUCGUGGUUUGCAAAAGACACUUGACCAGAUUAAUUAAAACAGGAAAUCCAAAAGUCUGCAAGACUGCAAACAAUUAGAUUUUCAAUGCAGUGAUUUUUUUCAGUCCCUUUUUGUCUUAAGAGCGCUUACUUUACAGGUACCAUCAGUUUUUGGAUGUCAAUAGCCAAAAAGUGGAAAGGAAUAUUGAUGGGUGAGUUAAUAUCAGUGGAUAUAUUUUAAUUAAAACCUUUUUUUGAAAAUUAUUAAAUUGUAUAGCUGUGUAAUUAAUUAUGAUAAAUUUAAAUUAUUUUGCUCAUGCAGUUUUGAAUUGUUACAAGAAAUAAGCAAAGUAAUUUUUGUGUACUUAACCCAGUAACUCCCAGAAGUGAUCAAAAUGUAACUUCUUUAUAAUUAUUCAUACAUUACCUAGCAAACAGGUAAUGAGAAUACUCCAACCUUAUCAGGUAGAAGUUGUUAUCUUGAUCUAAUACCAAAUUCUUGCAACAAAUUUACAAGGAAAUGUGUAAGAGCCAGUAGGGAGAGUUAGCGAUCAGAUCUUGGGAGUUAAAGAGUUAAACAUUAGAGCAAUAUCAGUACAAUAUCAAGCAGACAAGUGAUGAGAAUAAAGAAAAAUCUUAAUUAGGGGAUUAUUAGUUGACUCAAUACCAAAUUCUCCAAACUAACAUCACAAGAACUAUAUAGCAGACUGUAAUGAGAUCUUGGGAGUUGAAGGGUUAAAAGACAUUAUAAUAUUUGAAUGAAGAAACAUACACAAAGUUAAAUGAGAUGUGCAUUCAUGUGAUGUAUUUUGCUUGAAUCUUAUUGACAGUGUUUGCCAGAAGCUGAAAGUUCAUUCUCAGUUGGAGAAGGCAGAAAUUUUGAGAGAUUUAUGUAACAAGUUUCUGAACUUGCCUUUAACUACACAGUCCCAGGAAUUGAUAAAGGUACAUUUUAUUUGGGAGUAGGUUAUUCAGAAUUUUUUUCUAGCUCAUGUGAUUUCAUGUUUCAAACACUUAACCCUUUCACUCCCACAAGUGAUUAAAACAGAAUUUCUCCUUACAAUAUCAAUACAAUAUCAAGCAGGUAGGUGAUGAGAAUAGAGAAGAAUAUCAGUCAUGGGAUUAUUAGUUGAUCUAAUACCAAAUUCUCUGAACUAACAUCAUAAGAAUUGUAUUGCAGAUAGUAAGGAGAAUUACCAAUUAGAUCUUAGGAGUGCUAAGAGUGACUAGCAUCUAAUUUCUCCUUACAAUAUUACACCUCAAUCACCUAUUAUGGUCACAAGAAUAACAGGAAUGAUCACCAUUUUGUCAGAUGGAGGUUGUCAUCUUGAUCCAACACAAAAUUCUUAUAACGUCUUGAUGAGAAAAAGUGUGACAGCUUGACAGAAGAAUUAACAAUCAGAUCUUGGCUGUUAAAGGUUUAUCAAUGAGUAACUGCUUGUUUUUUUUAUUAAAUUUACAGACAGAUGCCCAUUAUUCUCUCAUCCUGUUAUUGUUGACUCUUGCUGAUUCUCCAACUAAUGUUGAUUACGAGCCACCUCAAUCUCAACAAUCUUCAGGUAUGGGGAAGGUUUUUGCUUGGUGCCUGUUGCUGGCUGAGUAAGGGGUGAUCCCCAUCUAUAAUUUGGGUGGUGAUCACUUUGUAAAGGACAACAAAUGGCUUGUAGGUAAUGCACCCAUGAUCCUAUGAUAUCAAAACACAUCUUCUCAGUAAUAAGGUUUAAAUAAACUCUUGAAUAUCUUAAGUAUCAGCGCCAUUUUGAAAAAUAAAGGAAUUGGAUUAAAAUCCUGUUUUGAGCAAUUGUUUAUCAGUUCCUCUUUAUAUGUCCAGCGUUUGCCAUUAACUGAUUCAUGAAUAAAUUGCACUACUGAGAGCCAAUCAGAUUGCCAGGAUUACCACUGAUUUCCAAAUGAAUGUAGUAUAAUUGAAUAUCUUAUAUACACAUCAAUUUGAUGUGAUUGUUGUUUGCGUGAUAUGUCAUUUUGCCUUGAAGUCCUAAAAUUGGUUGUCUCUUCUGUUUUAAUUGUAGAAGAGGAGUGGUUUGACUGGAAAAGUUAUUUACUUGAUGGAGAAGAAGAAGAAAUUCUUGGCCUGCCUGUUCAGUAUGAUCAGGUAUUGACUUUGAUUUACCAAUUUUGUUUGUUAUUUUUGGAGGAAUUCCCUUAGAGUAAACAAACAUGAUAUUCAUAAAAUAGAUUGUUGAAUCUCUGAACUGAGUGAAGUUUCUCAGUCUCCAUCUAAUAUUUUGAUAAAAUUGUUUUUACAUGAUAUGUUACUUACUUUGUGUUAUAUUUGCAGGAUUGGUCGGAUGAAGAGGUAAAAACAUUUUCCGGUUUAAAUAACAUCAUUUUAGAUAUUUUUUACUUUUACUUAUUUAGAGCUUUUUACUAAAGAUCUAGAAAGCCAAGUUUUCUUUAAAAAAUCUGAGUGAUUGACAUGAUGAGUCUUUACGGUGUUGUUGUCACACAAUAACUCGUUUGCGUCUUAAGUUGUUAUAGUCAUUGGUGAUGUUCACCAAUGUUCAAGCUUCUGUUUGAUGUUCACCAAUGUUCACCAGUGUUUUUUUUACUAAAUAUCGUUUACUUUUCUGUAUGUUUAACUUCUAAUAAGUUGUAUUGGAUUGAGGACCAACUUGCCGACGUCUCUACUCGAUUUUAUACGUCGGCGAGUUGGCAUCGGCGAGUUGGUCCGUCGGCGAGUUGACUGGAUACCAAUUUCUCCUUACACUAUCAGUAUGAUAUCAAGUAGAAAAGUUAUGAGAAUAAAGAAAAAUAUCAAUUAGGGGAUUACUGGUUGAUCCAAUUCCAAAUUCUCCAAAUGAAUGUCACAUGAAUUGUAUAGCAGACAGUAAGGAGAAUUACCAAUGAAAUCGUAGGAGUUAGAAGGGUUGAAUGUUUCACUCUAAGAUGAGAGAGCCAACUCUUCCCACACAUGACUAUACACUUCAUGAUUUGCUAAUGCUGAGAAUUGCAUAUUCCAUCAACUGAAGGCAAUAUAGCUUGGUUGAUAAUUUUUCCGAUUCUUAAUGCGUCACUGCUUGAUAUUGUAAUAAUAAAAAUGGGGAAAACUAACCCAUGAAUUAAGUUGAGAGUGAAAUGGUUAAUUAAAGCUGUUAUUCUUAUACAGGAUGAGGACUUGGAUGUGAUCAGUGAUUCUGGGAUCAGCGUUGUUGAGAGGCAAUUGGCUGACAAUGAAGAAGAAUCUCAGAGAAGUGUAGAGCACAAUGUCAGUGAUAGAGAAGGGAUCAUAAGCCCCAGGGAUGGCAGGGUAUGGUUACUGUAAAUAAUAAUGGAAUAUUAACAGAUAUUCAAAGGAAUCUUGACUGGUCAGUUAGAGUUUUCAUUGAAAACUUUAAUAGCAGGGUAAUAGGCUAAUUGAAUGGCUAAGUAACAAGUUUGUAUUUUUCAUCCUCGGAAUUUUUGGUUACUCACCGACCAAUGCCAACAGCAUUGCUCUGCCCCCCCCCUCCUGAAGAACAAAAUUUAAAAUCUAAGUGUUUUUUUUGUUGUUUUUUUUUUACAGGAUGGAAGCUGGAUUUCAGAUCACAUAGUUCCUCAAUAUUGGGAGAACACAUCCAACAAUUUCACUCACACAAACACAUCAGAAUGGAAUUGUUCCAUAGCAGAAUCAUGGUACAGUACAUCUCUAUUUAACCCUUAACAGUCCUUAGCAUCAGUAUGCAAACUCUCUAUACUAUGCUUUAUACAUUUUCUAAGGUGUUGACAAGGAGAAUUUGUUUAACAAUCAAGAGCUUCUUUAGUUGGUGAUAAUUUUCUUUUUUCUCAUAACCUAAAUGUGUAAUUUGGGGAUGAUAUUGUUAGGAAAAAUUAGAUUUUAAUCACUCUUAGGGGUCAAAGGGUUACGAAGUCUUACAUAAAUGUUUAGGAUCAAUAUCAGUAUCUGGGCAACUGCCCACCUACCCCUCCCCUAACCCAACAUUAACCCUAAAUUGUUAUCAAUUGACUGUUGUUGAGUCAGGGGAGGGGUAGGUGGGCAGUUGCCCAGAUACUGAUAUUGAUCCAAUGUUUACUUAGUAGUACUGAUUGAAAUUACUUUGAAUUCAACUCUUUAAAUUCCAAUGCUCUCUAAUACUGCAGCCUCAAUCAUAUACACCCUAACAUCAGUAUGCAUAUUCUCCAUACUGUUCUCUAUACAUUUCCUAACAUGCUGACCAGGAGAAUUUGUUUGAAAAUCAAGAGUUGUUUUUGUGUAUGAUCAUUUUUUUUUGUAGUCAUGACCUCAACAUGUGAUUCAGAAGUGACACUGCGAGGAGAAAUAGGAUGUUAGUCACUCCCAGGAAAUUUAACCCUUUAACCCCCAAGAUCUCAUUACUAAUUCUCCUUACUGUCUGCCAUACAGUUCUUGUGAUGUUAGUUUGGAGAAUUUGGUGUUGGAUCAACUAAUAGUCCCCUAAUCAAUGUUUUUCUUGAUUCUCAUUACUUGCCUGCUUGAUAUUGUAUUGAUAUUGUAAGGAGAAAUUCUGUCUUGGUCACUCAUGGGAGUUAAAUGGUUGAUGAAGUGGUUUCUCUUUACAGCUUUACAGCUUUACAGUAUAAGCAUUAUCUAAAAUUAAAUCUUCAUUUUUUUAACUCUGUAAACCCAGGGAUAGCUAUCAAAGUGGACGCAAUCCAUUUUAUCACAGCAAUUGUAACAAGACACUCACAGAGACUCAGAUUGUGAGGGAGACCUUGUGGUGAGGCGUAACAUUGAUCUGUUCUUGCCUUUUGAAUCUUUCGCCUAUUUUUAUGUCAUUAUUUUUCUGAUAAGCUGACCAUUGCUACCCUGUCAAAAUAUGGCACACCUCGUAAAAAUACUCAGUGAUACUAGACACCAAAACAUUGAAUAAGAUAUUUGUAUCAAAGCUUACAGUUUACAUUUGUCUGUAGCCUUCAUUAAUUUACACCACUAGGAUUCUUGUGCAUGUAUUCAUAACUGUAAUAUGAAACAAAUAAAAAGGUAAAAAUCAAAUCAAACUGGUUACAAAUUAGAAUUUUUAUCAAACCAUGGUUUUCUUUGUAGGAUGCUUGCUGGAGCACAAAACACAUUUGUGUACAGACAUAGGCAGUAUGGCAGAAUAACUGUCCAAGGUGGAAUACAGGUUCUUCACCUUACUCCAGUAAGUUAGUUGAGGCUAGAAAUCUCUCCUCACAAUUCUGUCUGUUAACUGCAUUUGCUGUUUCAAAAUUUCAUGAUGGUUUAAAAUUUUCAAAGCAGUUUUUCAUUUUUACAGUAUUUAUUGUCAAUAUUAGUCUGAAACAACCCCAAAAAAGCCAUGAUACUGUAGAUUGAAAAACUAUUAAAUCAAGAAAAUAACUAUCCAAACUGUUAGGAGCAAUCCUGUUGAAUUUUUAGAAAAUUCCAAAAUAUUUUAGGCAGUAAUACAACAGGCAGGCAGCAUUUUUUGCCAUUUACUGCCUGAAAAGGAGAACACUGUAGAUAGAAUGGUAGAUAUUUUAUUUACUAAGAUUUAAUACUACAUUUCCAGCAUUAGAUCAAAUAUUACUUUGCAAAUGUGUAUUAAAAAAAAAGAAAAAAAAGAACUUGAUGAAAUGUGACAAAGAAAUGUAAUGAGUAAUUACUGGCCGAGAUUGAGCAUGAUAUCAUGAAUUAUUAAAGCCAAGGUCUGAGUUAUCUGCUAAAGCUGAAGGCUGAGGCAGAUAACAAAGAUACCUGGUUGAUAAUUCAUGAUAUAAUGCAGAAAACCAAAUUUCAAAACUUGUCUUUUAUACAUUUCUUGAACAAUCUGCAGAAGAAGACACAGGUAUUGGGUUAUUUUGUCAACUUUGCAUGCUAUUGCGGAUUGACUGUAUGCUCUUGACCAAUCAGAGUUUAAAUAGUAGGUCUAAUGUAUAAAAGUUAACUUAAUAGGACACGCAGUAUCAGUGUAGGUCCCAUUUAUGCACAAUUUGUAGAUGUAAGAGCCCAGCUUGUUAUUAUACUUACAGGUAACGUAGUUGUGGUUGAAAUUGGUUAAUUUUUUAUGGCAUGUUCCUUUCAGGAAUCUCUGUCCAGUUUGUUGUCAUCGUUUGCUUUGGCUGGAGAGGAGAGUCUGUUUUUACAGAAGUUUAUCUUGUCAGUUGUUGAUCCACAAAGCAAGCCAACACAGACAUUACAAGCAUUUGUAAAUUCACUGUCUGGUUACUUUAAGGUAAUACAGAGCUAAAAAACUAACAGCAUGUCUUUUGAGUCAUCUAGCUUGAAUUUGUUUUCUAAUGUUUGGAGACCCUUCUGAAAUACUUGUGAUUGUUUAAGAAAUACUGGUAUCAUUUUAGACAAGUGUGAAAAAAUUUUACAUGGAAUUUGAGUGUUAGUUUGGAUGUAUUCUUUGUUCUGCCCAAAGACAAAGUUUCUUUCAUCUCUUUUCAGGAAUUCAAAUCACUUCUUUCUUCCCUUGAAAAAGACAUUAUCAAACAGGGUAAUUAAAAAUAACUAAAAGUUGUUUUUCUGUGUUGAUAAUAUUGUAUUCUUGGACCUGUUUUAUGCUACUGAUAUACUUUGUCUCAAGUGAUAACAAAAGAAUGAAUGCCUACAAUUAUAGUUAAUUAAUUUUUAAUAAAUAGGUAUUAAAUAUAAUCUUUCUUUUAAGUGUGAUUAUAGAACAUAUUAAAAUCACUGAUUAAAUUGAUGUUAUACUUCAUAUUUAUAAUUUUUGCAUAAAUUCUCUAAAUAGCAGUGAAUGCUUAUUAAAUGCAGUUAACCCUUUAACUCCCAAGAUCUCAUUAGUAAUUCUCCUCUCUGUCUACCAUACAGUUCUUGUGGUGUUGCUUGGAGAAUUUGAUAUUGGAUCAACUAAUAAUCCCCUAAUUGAUAUUUUUCUUUAUUCUCAUCACUUGUCUGCUAAAUAUAGUGUUGAUAUUGUAAGGAGAAUUUCUGUCUUGGUCACUCGUGGGAGUUAAAGGGUUAAAUGCAAUUUAACAGAGUUAGCUACAAAGAGCAUCAGCAUUCUCUAGUAGUCAGGGGUUUUUUUACGAAUGCCCAUGUGUCGGAAUUCCAUAUACUCUUUGUUUGAGGCGUUCUUGUGUGUGCCUUGAGUGUGAACUUGCAGUGUUGUGAGGGGAGGUGUCAGCUCAUUGUCCACGCAGUUUUCCCCACCCCUUUCCUCCCUCUUUCCACUGUUUAUUCAGUGUGAUGGGUGCCUGUUUCUUUUUCCUGUGUGAGGACUCACGGCUGGGUUGCCAGGAUUUGCCAACCAUGGGAGAAGUUUCCAUCUAGGAGCUGGCUGCCAAUUGUGGAAGCUCCUGGAUGUUUUGGGCACCCAACCUCCACUUAACGACGCAGUUGUUAAAAGUUACUUUUUUACAAUGGUGUAGACUUGUCAUGAUAUACUGUGCACAUAAUUGAUUUUUCAGAAGAGUCCAUUUCAUUAUUCCUGCUUCAAAACAAACUAAGGACAAAACUAGAAGAGGUUAGUUAAAAAGUUCAUCAUUAUUCUGCAUCUGAUAUUUAAUUUCAAUCAUCCAUUUUAUCAUUGACAGAUCUUCACCUAAGAAGUGGUGGCUAGUGGGGGAUAUUUACUUAACUGUAAACACUCUUAAUCCUUUAGCUCCCAGAUCAAAUUUGUAAUUCUCCUUUCUGUCAACCAUACAAUUCUUUUAAUGUUAGUUUAGAGAAUUUAAUAUUGGAUCAACUAAUUAUCUCCAAAUUGAUAUUUGUCUUUAUUCUCAUCACUUAUCUGGUUGAUAUUGUAUUGAUUUUGUAAGGAGAAUUUCUGUCUUGGUCACUCAUGGGAGUUUAAGGGUUAACAGUGAGACAAUAAUGCACAAAAUAUGAUUAUCUAUUUAAUAACUAAUUUAUUCCUACAAUGACUACAGUAUUUUCAGGUGAAUAACAAAUGAUAUUUGGAGUUUGAGUAGCCAAUCAGAGCAAGCCUUCAACGUUAUCCUCUGUUUUUGUUUAUACUAGUUUUGUUUAUAUAUUGUGAACUAAAUGAAAGUUAUAAAUUUGAGUUUUCAAAAAACGUAAGAAUUGGAAUUGCCAGCAGUAUCAUUAUGCAUGUUAUCAGCAAAAUAUGGUUGGAUAAUAGCAGAGCUCGCAGAGCAUAGCCCCAUAAUUAUACAAAGUAGUAGUAACCCAUCAAGCCAAAAAAAUUUGGUUGUAUGACCGUAUGACUGUACAAGGUGCUACCUUUAACAUGCGUGGUCAACUGUACUACGGGCAUGCCAACGUCAUGGCUUUGUCCAGUAGUCCGGUGGUCAGUGCACAGGGCUCUGAGAUGGACGACCCGGGUUCUAGUCCUGGCCAGGGCAAGGCAUUGUGCCCUUGAGAUGUGCAGGCUCCACUUUUAGGCUUGGCUAAAUCUAUAUUAGCUGCUACAUUGUGGUCUAACACAUUUCUGGUUUUGUUUAUCAGAUAUCUUCCUUGUAUAAUAUAUAUCGAGCUGCAAUUUUAAACACAGAAGGAAUGAAUACUGCCAAGGUAAAUAAAGGGAUGUAUCGUAGUGAAACACUUUAUCUCUCAAGAUCUGACUGUAAAUUCUCCCCUCUAGCUGCUACACAAUUUCCUUGUAAAUUAGUGACGAGAAUUUGGUUUUAGAUCAAGAUGACAGCUUCUACUUGAUAACUGGAUAAGUUUGAAUAUUCUCAUUUCCUGUUUGAUGGUUAAUGUAUGGUUAUUAUAUAGAGAAGUUACAAGUUGAUCACUUCUGAGAGUUAAAGGGUUGAAUGUUGAAAAAGGGAAAUGUUUUGAGCAAAGUGAGUUUAUUGCAGACAUAUUGUUAGUAGCAACUUCUUGGUUUUGUAUUUAUCAGAAAACUUGCAGGCUGCUGACAACAUUGUACAGAAAUAUCAUUCAGGCUGAUGGACUUGGAAGUGCGGCAAAAUGGAAGGUGAAUGUGAGGAUGAUUUUGAUAAUUUAAGGAGAAAUUAGAUGCUAGUCACUCAUAGAGGUGAAAGAGUUAAAUGUUUUCAAGACCCACAAUUAGUUGAGGUACUUUUUGCCACUCAUACCAGUGAGGAUAAGAGUAAAUAUACAAUUUCACUCCAAAGAUCUAAAAAUUUAUUAUAUGCAUGGUCUGCUUCACAUUUUGUACAUUCUUAGCUCUGGUGUUAAGUCAAGCAACAAUUGUCAAGAAGUUGACAAUUGUUUAUUCCUCUUAUCAUCACUUUUCUGCUUGAAAAUGCAUCAAUUUGAUGAUAUAAAGUGAAUUUAAUAACUAUAUAUUUGUGUGGAAUGAAAGCUUCCAAUUGAUUAAAAUUGGGCAUCACUAAAACUUUUGCAUUGUAUAUUCUGACCUAUGAGGUAUGCAAGUCACCUUACAAAAGUAAACAAGCUGUAUGAAUGAACAUACUUGAUUGAAUUGGGUUUUUCUUCAUUUUGGCUCAAUAAUUAGAGCGCUAGACUCCAGGUUGAGAAGUAUGGGUCCAAGACCUGGCUGGGACAAUAUGUUCUGUUUUUGGACAAAAUAAUCCACUCUUACAGUGCCUCUCUACAUCCAGGAGUAUAAAUGGGUACCAGUAAAUUGUCCAGGAUGGCUUGUGAAAUGUUAGGGGGGGGUAACCUUGUGACAGACUGGUAUCCCAUCUAGGGGAGAGUACUUAACCCUUUAACUGAGUGACCAAGACAGAAUUUCUCCUUACAAUAUCAAUACAAUAGCAAGCAGACAAAUGAUGAGAAUAAAGGAAAAUAUCAAUUAGAGGAUUAUAAGUUGAUCCAACACCAAAUUCUCCAAACUAACAUCACAAGAGCUGUAUGGCAGACAGUAAGGAGAAUUACUGACGAGAUCUUGGGAGUUAAAGGGUAAUCUCUGGCUGGAUGGGUCACUUGGCUUGAGUACAGGCUUAUUAAGUCUAUUAAUAAUCUUAUUAAUAACCUUUUACCUACCUUAUUUUGGAUUUUCAGGUCAACUUGUUUUUGAAAAUUUUUCUUCAAACUGUUGAGCCAUGUCUUCGGUUUAUUGACGAGUGGGUGACAUCAGGUCAUGUUCAUGAUCCACAUGAUGAGUUUUUUAUUGAAAGGUAGGUAGUUUGGUAGCUUGAUUGUUAUGUCUUGAGAUGUUGUGUGAAUCUGCAACUGAAAAUGAAUGUCAACCAUAUUCUGCUUACUCCUAAGACAAUUGGUGUGGUGAGCGGUUUUGUACUUUAUGUACAAAUAUAUUGCACAAUUUCUGGCUACCAAAAUUUUUUUAAAAUAUUGAGCUUGGGGAUUGUUUUGUCUAAAUAUCUGAGUGAGCUUCUUUUUUUAUUGCAAUUAUUUUUAUUUCUAGAGUUCAGUCCAUUGCUGUGGACAGUGAGACCUUUUGGUCAGAUGGUGUGGUCCUCAGGUGUGCCAAUCAACCACUGGACAGUGUUGUGCCUUGUUUUUUACAAGAUUUUGUUGAUCAGGUAAUAUCUGGGGUACUAAUUUAAGUUACACUGUGCCAACAUCUGUAAUUCCUGCUGAAUAAGAUAUGAAGUAAUGUUUUAAUAUCAAUGAUAAAUAUGGUACAUUGUGAAAUUAAGAUUAUCAUUUUUGCUAGUAUCACUAGAAAAUGUUAAUUUUCAUUGUAUUUCAUUGAGAUAUAAACAAGUUCUUAUGUCAUGGAUCUUACAACUGUUGUAAGUUUUAGAGUAUAGAAAAUGUUUUACCAUUGAAUUAACUCAAGGUUUUAAUAACCUGAUUCCUAAAUAUACAAGUACAAGAGUGAUAUACAAAAAUGAAUAAAUAAGCUUUGUAAACAAAUAAACACAAAAGACAUACACAAAACUAUUUGAACUAAAAUUACACAGAUUCCAAGGUGGUGGCAUGUCACUAAGAGAGUUCUUUGCACAGAUUUUAAUUGUAAAGAGUAUGGUAAUUUUGGUAUAUAAUGAUGGUAUUUUAAUUUUGCUUUUUCAUAUUGACAGAUAUUCCGUGCUGGGAAGUCUGUGGAGUUAAUUGAAGGCCUUGGAAAGGUAAAAGGAUAGAAUUUUAGAUCUUAUUUUCAUUAUUUAGGUUAUAUCAACAUGUAUAACAUCUUGCUUUGGUUACAGUUCUCAAACCAAUACAAUAAAUAUUAAAUAAUUACUAAAUUAAAUGAAUCCUUUUUAAAUUUAAAGUCACAUUUUCCUUUCAUCAGAUUGGUAAACUUCACUCUUUUCAAACUAGAGGUCAGUAGCAUUAGUUUUAAUUAUUACUUUUAAAUUUAUUCCUUUCUGGGCAAUGCAAUUAUAAUAAUUAUAUAUUAUCAUAAAUUAUAAUCAUUACUUCCAGCAAACUUCAAAAUGGCCAAUGCCUGCUGAAGGAAAUCAGAGUCUAUUAACUUCAUGCAACUGUUCUUAGACUUAUUAACUUCAUGAAAUCAGUUUUGAUUUUUUUCAUUGUAAAGAAUACUGUAUUUAUUUAUUUGCAUACAAAAUGCUUGGAAAUAUUUCAUCACCAGUUCCUCUGACUCCAUUAAGCCUCAUGAAAUAUCUUUCCUUUCUCAGGAAAAUCAGUCACUGGAAUUUGAUUUUUCCUUUUUUCUUCUUCUUCUUCUUCUUCUUCAAAUGUAGGGCCUUUGCACCAAGAGUUUUUGGAUAAAUUGUUGACUACUUUAUCAGAUAUCUCUAGUGAGUGAAAAAACAAACCAUUCUGUGUCAUGUGUUAUUUGUAAUGUCGUGAUACUUUAAUGUCAUUGUGUGUCAUGUUAUAACAUUCCAUGGGGGCUUGUUUUGUCCUCUGUAUGAUAAUUGAUGUGUGUAUCCCAAAUGGAAGAGAGUUUGCUGCAUCUCCCUUUUUGGUUUAGUCAUAGCAUGUUCUUUUACUUGCAGAAGCAUCAAAUGAAGAAGAUGGUUCAGCUGUUGAUCAAAUGAGUCUCUUGAAUACCAUAACAGAUUCUAACCAAAUCAUGUCGGUUAUUGAAGAUACUGGUGACCAUGUUCUGAAGCUUGCAUUUGUGGAAACAGAAGCACCAGUUGAUCAGAGAUAUUCCUUGCAAAAAAGGUAUUCUUUUGGUUACUGUUUUAUCAAUGAUAGUAAUUUUUUUUUCAUAUAUUUUUUGUCCAUCUAUAUAAUUUAAUAGUUAACUUGAUAUAUUUUUUUACUGCUCUUGCAGUGUAAUUAUAAUCCACUAAAUAAAUGCCUUUGAAAUCAGAAGGAUUUAUUUAAUAAUUAGGGUUGAAUGCCACUGAAGUCCUAAACUAGGUUUUGAUUCUUCUUGUGUGUCAAUUUUUAACAGAACUGUAAGUUUUUUUUAGCGUUCCUUCUGUUGAUCCUAAUACAGCAUUUCCUUGAAUAAGCACCCAGGCACUUAUUUAUAAUUUUGGCUGUAAGGAUGGGGUGGGGCUCUUAUUGGAGGGAGGGUACUUAGUUGAGAGGAGAUGCUUAUUAUUCUCCUGUACUGAUUCUGAAGUAGUUGAAACUUAAAAGGUUUAAAUAAAAUGGCUUGUAUCCCUACAAUUAAAGAAAGUUUAGGGUGUUGGGUAGUUUUCAAUGGAAUCUGCCCUUUUAACUGAUGCUUAUUUUUUAUACUGUAGCUCUACUGCAGAAAAACUGGACAGGAUUUGUUCAGGUGAUACAGCAUUGAUUUUGAGAGGCUAUUUUUUCCCCUUACCUUUGAUAAAAUAAUUUGUGAUCAGUAAACUGUCAGUAGGUUACAAUUAAAACAAGUCACUGCUACAAAAAAUUUCAUGAACAGGCAACUUUUUUGAAAGCCAUGCUUGCAUUUCACAAAAACAUUUAUUUAUGCUUUUACAUUUUUGCAAUGGUUGACACUCUCUCCCACUCUGUGCCUGGCACAUGUUACAACCAACCAACUGCAAUAUUGCUUUGCGGCGUCUACAUUUCAAAAAGAAUAUUCUGUGAGGAAGCAUGCCCAUGACCCAGAGAAAAAGCUCUCAAACUGUUGGCUACCUACUCCCUAAUUUAACUAGAACCCUGUGUAUAUUUACUUAAGUUUGGAAUCACUAUUGAUUUGUCUUUAGGUGUUUGCAAAUUGCUCAAACCGGUGGAGCUGUUGCUUUCAGAAUGCCUAACACCUCUGCUUGAAGAUUGCUGUACACAGGUUGGUUAGAUGUAGGAGAGGAACAUGUGAAAAAAAAUUCAAAUUAUGGUUGUUUACCUAAUUUGAUCUAUCUCUUUUUUAGGGAAGCUGUUUUGUCAUUCACUUACUAAAAACAGAUUAUUGUCUUUUGGAUCAUUUAGCUGCUAUGAGGGUUGGUUAAAAUAAUUUUUUUUCCUGCAAAUUUACUGCUUUUAAUUACUAGAUAACUAGAUUCAAUUAUCCAUCAAAAGCUAAUUUUUGAUCAAUUUUUCUGCUAUAGAAUUUCUUUCUCUUGGAGGCUGGUGAUGCAAUGCAUCAAUUUUACAUUGAGAUAUUUAAUAAGGUAAAGUGUUAGAUGUAGUUACUUCUGAUCAGAACUUUUUUCAAUGUUUUUCUUUUUUGAUCAACCCUUUAACUCUCAGAAGUGAUUCACGUAAAACUUCUCCCUAUAAUAUCCAUACAUUCUUCAGCAAACAGGUAAUGAGAAUAUUCAAACUUAUCAGGUAGAAGCUGCUAUCUUGAUCUAGCACCAAGUUCUCAUAACUAAUUUACAAGGAAAUUUGUAGCAGCUACAGGGGAGAAUUAACAAUCAGAUCUUGGGAGUUACAGGGUUAACAACAGUUGGUCAGUUUAAGAAUAGUUAAAAGUAGUUAUUGAGUAACUCUUAGCUGUUUUAACAGGCAAGGCAUCGUGUAACGUGGCAGGACAUUUCAUUCUUGAAUAGUUUAAUACAAGAAGCUCUACAACCUCGCUUUCCAGAUGCUGUUGAAAGGUGAAUAUAUUUUUUUUUCUUUCUUGUUGGCUUUCUUUCAACAUCUUCUUUAUUAAGAAAAAUAUCAACAAGGGAUAUUUUUUGAUUAGACUACAAAUUCUCACAUCCAAAAUGGUAAGAAAUGUAUAGAAGAUGGUGUGGAGAAGUGAUAUGUAAAUGAUGUUAGUGGAAUGAAUAUAGUUUACACAUUUUACAAUCUUGAUUUGUAGGCUGGUUGUCGGUUUUUCAUCGAAUGGUGCAUCAAGCAGGAAGCAGUUGGGUGCAUCACUUCAAGGACUGACUUUAAACUACAGGGUUGGUUUUGUACUUAAUUAGAAGCCAUCACUGAUUUACCGAAAGGUUCAGAUUUGUGUCGUGUGUAGUAUCAGUAAACACUGAUAUGUGGUUCAGUUUUACUGUUUUGCACAGAUAUAUUUUAGAAGAACAUUCAUUUGAUACCUGCUGCAUAAUUAUGAAGUCAUUAGAUUUUUAUGGGAAGGUGUAGGUAUUCAUGGACCUAAAAAGAAAAGAAACUGAAUCAACAUUGAAAUUUCACAUCUUGCCCUGCGUGGUUAAUGUUGAAUCUACUUCGUGAAAAGUUACACACUGUUAGAGGGAUAGAACCAAAAUAUGUGGAUUUGAUUAAAAAAAAAACAGUAUUGUGAUGUUUGUAUGCAAGCUUGCAUGUACUGUCUAUUGACAGAAAUUAUGACAAGAUGUUACCCUUGUUUUAAUAUGAGGCUGCCUUAGAAAUUAACCCUUCAACACUCAUGAGUGACCAAGAAAGAAUUUCUCCUUACAAUUUCAAUAUCCAGCAGACAAGUGGAGAGAAUAAAGAAAAAUAUCAUUUAGGAGAUUACCUGAUCCAAUACCAAAUUCUCUAAAAUCACAUGAUAAGAACUGUACAGUACUCAGUAAGGAGAAUUAUUAGUGACAUCUUGGGAUUAAAAUUGUUUAUCUCACAAAAUCUAUAUAUGUUGGAUCUCAAAGCCUCACACCAGAGUCUGUUAUUUAAUGCUGAAUUGUAAAACAUCGUAAUUGGGUGUUUGAUCAUAUUUCUUGCAGGCACCAUGGCCAGUCAGUAUCAUAAUUGACAGUUCCUGUCAGAAGCUCUACAAUCUUGUGUUUUUGUUUCUCUUAAAACUAAAACAAGCCAAGUGGAGCCUGGAUGAGCUUAGAUUUUCAGGUUUUGAAUUACUUUUUUUUCAAAUUUUUAACUCUUUUCAAGGAUGCAGUAUGCAUUUACUGUUUCACAGUAAUAGAUUCCGUUUUACUGUGCAUCAAUUCAGUAACAGGUCACAGAUGAUGUCAAAAUGUGGUAUGAAAAAAAGUGGCACACAUGGCAAAGCUAAGUGCGUCACUGAUGUAGUGUUUAGCACUAAAGGACUAGGGAUAUAGUUAAAAGUUUAGGGUGGAGUGGUACAGGAAGUAAAGAGAUUUUCACUGCCUUAUCUCCCCCCCCCCCCCCCCAUCCUGUCAUUUGUUUUGUCAUAAAAUACUGAUUUUUUUCCUGGUCUGCAAAGUGAGGGUACAGUACAUUUUCUUCCCUAACAUCUGAUGGUGUUCAUGUCUGUUAGACCUCAGAGGCCACAGACGUCAGAUGAAGACUGAUGACACUGAUGAUGAGAAUGAAACAGAGGAUGAUGGGCAGACAUCUGAAUCAGGCUCAGGGUCACCUCCUGAUCAGAAAUUGCAGCAUAAAAUGUGUGUGUUCAGGUUCAAAUUAAUGCAGUUUAUCAACUGUAUUCACAACCACUUUAUGACACGAGUAAGUGGAACAUAAUCAUGUAACAUGAAUUACUCUAAGGUACAUUUCCUCAAAUAAGCACCCAGGCGCUCAUUCAAAAUUUCAGUUAGAAGGAGAAGCACUCAUUGGAAGGAGGGAGUUUAAUCAAGGGGUGCUUAUUAAUAAAAUAUAAACAUGUACCAAUUCUACUGUAGUUGAAGCUUAAAAUGUUUUCCUUUAUAUCCACACUAUUAAAGAAAGGUGAACAAAACUUGGUCUGUAACUUGCAGUAUAGACUUUGAGCUGGGUUAGUAAGAGGUGUAUGAUGUUAUAAGUUUGGAACACUGCUAGUGGUCUGUUUUCUCUCUGUGUGCUGGAACAAAUUCUACAUUUAAGGCUUUGAAAGAAAUGCGAGACUCAGAGAACAAAUUUAAAUGGCCUAUAAAAGAGACUUAAAGACUUAAUUCAAGGGCUGGUAAGAGUUUGAGAUCAGAUUAACAGUUUGCCACAGUUGCCAUUUCUCAAGCUACCUUUUGCCUUCCCCUAACACUGGGAACAGCAAUGUUGUGAUAAAUGUUUUUGUGUGGGCAGCACAAUUUUAGUUGUUUGCAGUCAUGUAGCACUUAUCAGAGAAUUUAAAACAAUAAGAGGGAUCUGUAAAUGUUAUUCUUGAGAAAUUAUGAUUAUUUACACCCCAGUUAUAAUCACUGUUCAUUUUUAAUGAUAUUUCCUUGCUGUAUUUUAAAUUGUAUGAUAGAUCUUACAUUCAACUGUGCUAGAAUUCCAAGAAGCAUUAGAUCAGGUAUGAUGCUUUCUUGAAAAAAAAAGGUUUGUGUUACUGAUUAAAAUUUUUUACCUUAAAAAUGAAUUGUUUUUCUCUUGAAGAUGUAGAUUUUUAGUGUCAUUUAAAUUGUCGACUAUCAACACAUUUUUAAAUGAUAUGGUACACCAAAAAAAAAGCUCUGAGUGACUCCUGGCAACUGUUACAUACUUCAUUCAGAUUGCUUUGUAUUUCCUUGUAAAAAGUAGAGAUAAUUUGAAGUUGUAUCAAAAGUCACUCUAUAAAGCUGUAUUCCCCUCUUCCUGACAAAUGUUGAGGCAAAAUUUAUCAAAAGAAAAACAAACAAAAAAAAUUGUGUUAACUUCCUGUUUGUUUACAAGUUUGUUUAUCAGUUUGCUAAUUUUUUUCAGGCAGAGGAUUUAGAUGAUCUUAUCAAGGCUCAUUCCUCUUAUGUUGAGAAACUCUAUGAUCGCUGUUUGCUGAGUCAGAAGGUAAAAUGGACAUACUGUAUUGAAGGUUUUGAACUCUUAAACUCUCACAAGUGACAAAGAGAGAAUUUCUCACAACAAUAUCAAUAUAAUGUUAAGCAAACAGGUGAGGAAAAUUAAGAAAAAUAUCAAUUAGGGGAUUGUUGGAUGAUCCAAUAUCAAAUUCUCCAAAAGAACAUGGUAAGAACUGUAUGGCAUGGAGAAUCACUGAUGAGCUCUUUAGAGGGAAAAUAUAAGCUGUCAAAAUGUUUGCCCAAAAAACUGACAUUGAAAAUUAUUUCAGCAAAUGUAGUUUUGGAAAAUUUGUUUGUUCAGUUAACAAAACUAUUGAUUUGCUUUUCUUUGUUUAUUUUGUUGUUGUUCUUUUUUUAUUUGUCAGGUUGGUUAUCUGCGUGAAGUUAUUCUCAAGGUCCUCAACCUUAGUCCUGUUAUUCCAAACAUAUUGGGAUAGGGGCACUGAACUCAUCAAGUAAGACUGACCACAGUUCUUGUGCAUGAAGUUCUGAGAUACCCAUUCCUCUUAUCUUGCAAAUUAUUACAUUUAUCAUUUAUUUAAGUUUUUUUUGUUGUUGCAGUGAAGUGAAAUUCAAGAAAAUUGAAGAGGAAUUUACCAAGUGUAACACAUUCCUUGUUUCAUGUUUGGGAAAUAUUGCAAAACGAGGAGCUUUUCCACACUGUAAGUGAGCUUUCGCUGUAAUUAUAUGCCUACCUAGUGCAAAACUUGGUAGAGUUUGUUGCUAAGAGCAAGUUAGCUUUUCCAACCAGGUUAAAUCACAAUUUUGGAUAACCUUCUGCAAACUACUUCUGGUGAUGUUGGUAUCUUCAAUAACAAUAGAUUUUUUGCUACUCCUACUUAAAACUACCAUGAAGAAAAAGACUUGAAAUUUUGCUAUUCUGACUCCGUUUGAGGUAGUUGUUUAGGAUAUUUUAUUUCCACAGUAAUUCAUUCAGAUGAGCUCACAGUUCAUCAAUCCUUUAGCUCCCAUGGGUGACCAGGACAAAAUUUCUCCCUACAAUUUCAUUACAAUAUCAACCAGAUAAGUGAUGAGAAUAAAGAAAAAUAUCAAUUUGAGGAUAAUUAGUUGAUCCAAUACUAAAUUCUCUGAACUGAUGUUAUAAGAAUUGUAUGACUGACAGUAAGGAGAAUGACAAAUUUGAUCUGGGAGUCAAAGGGUUAAAGUCCACUUAGACUCUCAAGUGGAGAGAGAAAAAAUAAACUAUUCAUGGGAAUUGAACUGAGUGGAGUGCAACUUGGUCUAAAAUAAAGAGUGAUUUCAAAUUGAACCGGCAUGCUGUGCAAAGUCUAGUGCCUAAACCAUUUUUUUUUUACCUUGGAAAAUAGCUUUCAAGUUUUACUAAAUAUUGUUUGGCUUUACUUUGUUUCUUUUCUUCUUUCAGUGGAGUCACUAGCAUUUGCCUUAGGAUCAUCUUCAACUCAUGCUCCCAAGGCUUAAUUAGUUGGUGUGCAUUGAAGUAUCAAGAAUUAUGCUGUCACCACAUGGUUCCUGAACAAAUGUAGAAUAAACUCAGUUUAUUUUUAUAUGUGGGGAGGUUUGUACAUUAUGGAAUUAAAUGAAUCUCAAGAUUUAUAGUGUUUCUGUAAGUUUAAUUUAUUGUUCCAUAAAAACAACAAUCUUUUUUAAUACCCUUUUUUUCCUUUGAAUUAUUUUCAAUUGUUCCUGGCCCACAAUAUGGCCAAUGCUAGUUUAGGUGGGCCAGUCCAUCAAAAACUAAUCACAAACAAAUCAUAUAACAGGAGGAAAAAACACUUGGUAAAUUUUAUGGUGACUAGUUUGCUAUAUGGCUUACUUUUUGUUGAGAAGUGAUUUUAAAUUGUUUUAGUGUAGUGUUUAGUGUUGUAUAGUAUGAUCUUAACCCUUUACAUGUGACUCCCAAGAUCUGAUUUUUAAUUCUCCCCACUAGCUGCUAGACAUUUCCUUGUAAAUUAGUUACAAGUAUUUGGUGUUGGAUCAACAUAACAAUUUCUGUCUGAUAAGUUUGGGUAUUCUCAUCACUUGUUUGCUGGAUAAUGUAUGGAUAUUAUAGGGAGAAGUAACUUGUUAAUCACUGAGAGUUACAGGG
Messenger RNA from Pocillopora meandrina, 19127 nucleotides. The record is from the annotation of a GenBank genome assembly. NCBI's taxonomy places the organism in Eukaryota, Metazoa, Cnidaria, Anthozoa, Scleractinia, Pocilloporidae.